Molecule: messenger RNA, 8311 nt
Organism: Cololabis saira (Pacific saury)
Lineage: Eukaryota; Metazoa; Chordata; Actinopteri; Beloniformes; Belonidae
Gene: znf219
Product: zinc finger protein 219
Exons: 5
Coding region: 195-3827 (1210 amino acids)
Biological process (GO): regulation of DNA-templated transcription
Cellular component (GO): nucleus
Molecular function (GO): RNA polymerase II cis-regulatory region sequence-specific DNA binding; DNA-binding transcription factor activity, RNA polymerase II-specific
Source: RefSeq, a predicted model, not a curated record
UGCUUGUAUACAACCCUGAUUUCCAUUUUUUUCCCAACUCGUAAUGUAUUUAAUUCAAGUGAACGUAAUCAUGACGUGUCGUGUCAUUAAUCUCCUCGCCGCCUCUCCCAAAAUUAAAGGAGGAGGCUGCUUCAGAAGUGUAUCCCCCCUCAGCCGAGACACUAAAGAAUGGCAUAACAUCACACACGCUACUGAUGAUGGAUUCUCCUCCAGAGUGUGUGUUGUCGCUUUCUUGUGAGCACCCCCAGUCUUCUCCAACUCUGCCUUCUCUGGAUCACAGUCCCCAGGCCGCCUCUCCUCUACCUGACAGCCCCCUCGUCCUUCCAAUUCAAAGCCCCGAACCUUCUCCGCAGAGCCCUGACACGACGCCGUAUUUCCCACCUUCACCCUUCCCCAUCCGGCAGGACAAUGAUAGCAGACACUUAGAUGAUGGUGGAGAAAACGGCGAAGAAGUACUGGAGGGAAUCCCUCCAUCCCCAACCCCGGCAGUGGCUCUGUUCCCAGGUGGAGGGAGUCAAGAAACUGGAUGCAGUCCCCAUUUGGACUCCUCUCCACCAGACACACCAUCAGCCCCAGUUCUUGGAUAUGGUGCCCUUGAACUGGCCCUUUCUUCAGGGCAGAGUGAACACUGCAGCGAUGAGCUAGACCUUCAGCUCUUCCAGAAGGAUACCGUCGCCAGGGCCACACCUGGAGUGGGAGGAUCCUCAUCCGGGCCUGCGCUCAGAUUUCCCUGCCACGUGUGUGGGAAGAGGUUCAGAUUCCAAAGCAUUUUGUCUCUCCAUGCUCGAGCUCACAGUCUGGACCGAGAUCGCCGAGCUUCGGCCCUUUAUCAAACAGGACACGCUCCCUUAAAGCAGCACCUCAAAAUUCAGCAGAACCACCAAGACUUAAUCCCGAAUCACAUAAAUCACUCCAGCCAGCGUUUACUGCCAGGAACUCUUAUACACCACCUCACACAUGAAGAGAAAAUCAAUGGUGAGGUCAAAGGUCUGGAUGAUGACCUACAAGUGGAGCAGAACUCAAACUUUUCACCUGAUGAUGGCACACCCUUGACACCUCCACUAACAGAAGACCCCGUGUCUGUAACCUCCCUGUUCUCCUCUAACAUCGGGGAGGGUUCAUCUGUUUCCAUAACGCCUACAUUUCGCUGUCAUGCCUGCAAAGGAAAAUUCCGCACGGCUUCGGAGUUGGCACGUCAUGUUCGCAUUCUCCACAACCCGUACAAAUGCACCCUUUGUCCUUUCUCUGCCAGCCAAGAAGAGAGUCUGGCAUCCCACUUGCAGGAGUGCCAUCCUUCCCCUGAUGUACCUGCUCUGCUACCGGCCUUCAAUUCCAGGACCAUCAUUGAUACCCCCUUACCCACCCCAACCCACACUCCAGCUCCAAGUAACCCGCAGACAACACCUGCUGCAGCAGUCCCCGCACCUGCCGCCCUGCCAGCAUUUCGCUGUGAAACUUGUGGACAGAGAUUUACCCAGUCGUGGUUCCUGAAGGGACACAUGCGAAAGCACAAGGACUCCUUGGACCAUAAGUGCCAGGUAUGUGGCCGUGGCUUCAAGGAGCCUUGGUUCCUCAAGAACCACAUGAAAGUUCAUCUUAACAAGCUCGGCCUGAAGGCUGGAUUGGGAAGCACUGGGGUACUAGGUGGCGCUGAGCAACAGUCGAAAGGCUCUUUUAGUAAUCAGUCUCUAAACGCUCUCUACUCAAGCCUCCUUUUAGCUCAAAGAGGAGGUGGCGCCAGAGGUGACCAAGGACGAUCCAACAGAGAAACCGGAGCCAGGCUUGAGAUGGGCUUGAGCAAGUCGGCCAUCCUGGGGUAUCUGGGUUUGCCCAGUGAUGGAAGUGGGGCUAGUUGCAUGGAGAGACUUCAGGCUGUGGCUCAGGUUGCAGAGAUGGGAAAUGGUGGUGGUGUCGGUGGUGGCAGCUCAGGGGGAGGGGACCCUGGAAGAGGAGGGGGGACAAAGAGAACAGGUAGUACAGGUGAAACACUCGCAGGGGACCAGGCAACCUGGUGGCAGCUGGUGGCUCGCAGCCUGGCCGUUGCCCAGCAGCAGCAGCAGCACAGGCCCCAUCAGCGAAGCCAGCAUCAAGAACAGCACGGCCCUGGUCGAAGUUCGGUGAUAACAGAGGCCAACCAAGUUAGAGCCUACCUUGGAGGCUUAGAUACACGAGAGGAGACAGGAAGAACCGGAGGGCCGUGGGAAUGCCCAGACUGUGGAAAGCUGUUCCGCAGCCUGCAGCAGGUGGUGGUGCAUGCCCGUGUUCACGCUCAGAGGCCGCAGAAAGGAGGCAGCAGUGAAGAGGAGGGGAAUGGUAGUCAUAGAGGAUUGGGGAUGGGAAGAGGAGGCAGCGGCGAAGUGAGACCAGAAUCUCAGUUCCGCGGUGGUGGAUCUCAGCAAAUGGGAGAAGUGAGACAGGAAUCAACACUAAACAGUGGUGGACACCAACAAGCAGGAGCAGCUACAGGGUUUCACUCUGCCAUCUCCAACUUCAAGGGGGAAAAUGGCUUCACAGCAUGCUCCUCCAUCCCCUCAGGAGCCCUCACUCCCACCAGAGAGCGAGUACGUGGCAGGGGGAUAAAAGAUUGCCCCUACUGUGGCAAAGCCUUCCGCUCCUCACACCAUCUCAAAGUGCACCUGAGAGUUCACACAGGUGAAAGACCCUACAAAUGCCCCCACUGUGACUAUGCAGGCACGCAGUCCGGCUCUCUGAAGUACCACCUCCAGCGGCAUCACAGGGAGCAGCGCAACGCCCUGUCAGCUUCUUCCAAUUCCUCCUCCUCCGGCCUCACCGCCACUAUCAGCAGCAUGACGUCAGGGACCUCUGGAACGGGCAAGCAGCGUCGAUCUCAUCUCAACCACAGUCCCGUCAAGAGAGGCUCAACAAACACCUCGUCCUCAAGGCCCAGCCAGCAGUCCUGGCUCCUGGGGCUGCCGGACCAGCGGGAGCAUCGCAAGGCUCUCGCAGCACUACGGGACGUGGACUUGGAGACCCAGUACAGGUAUCUGUCUGGGGUAAUGGGGGCUCUUUACCAAGGUGGAAUGGAAGGAGGUUGGAUUCGAGAAUCUCCACCACCAAAGGCCCCUAAAGUGUCUCGGCGUAAGCCCCUUACCACGAGCCGAAUGGUCCAGCCACCAAGUGACAAGGAUGGACCUGCGCCAGCGACUCAAGAUGGCGGGUUUGAGCCCCUGGAUCUGUCCCGCCGCAUCUCCCCCGGCUUGGGAGAGAUGGAGGAGAAUGGAAACGCCAGCGCGGGAGACCUGGGAGGUUCCUGCGUUGGGGACAGUUCAUCAGGGGUGAAACUGAGCCAGUGCUUGUUCUGCCCUUUCCACACGUCAUCAGCAGAGCUGAUGGCCAUGCAUCUCCAGGUCAACCACACUACCAAGUCCAGGCGCAAGAGAAGCUAUUCCGCUCUCCUGAAUGAUGAUGGAGCCCAAAAGGGCGCCAAGCCGCGGGCGGAUCACGUCAACCACGAUCCCUUGACAAUAUGGAGGCACGUGGAUCAGGCCGAUCCCCACGCGCCCCUGGAGGACUGGCCGUCGACCCGGGCCCAGAUCCUCAACGGUCUCUCCGAGCACACGGCGGAACAUCUGGACAACAGUCCGGAGCAUUUAGACGCCGUGGCAACGGUGUCAAAGAAUGUAAGAGAGGCCCCGGCGCUCGCCGAGAAACUGGAGGAAGAGAGAGAUGAACAAGAGGAGGAGUAUGAAGAGAAUGUGGAGGACAGCAGCGUGGAGGAUCUGCAAGAUCACGAUCUGAGAAUGUCCCUGGACCUGUCACCAGCUCUGAGCUCCAACCACGCAGCGGGAGACGAGGACGAGUCCUAACAGAUUAAAAUGCUAUUUAAUAGAAUUUAAACAUAGAGUUAUGUUCAAUAUUUUCAACGACUCAGAACUACAGGAAGGAACCGUCUCAGAGGGGAAAGAGGGGGGGGGUGGGGCUGAUAUGUAAAUGAAGCUCUGCCCCUGGUUACCUUUGUUUUUUCGGGGGGAAAAUACGAGAAGACUUUUAAAAACGACAUGUGGGAAAACAGAGCAGUCGCCUUCCCUCUGGAUCUUCUGAGUUGUGAAUGUGUAAUCGACCACGAAAUAUAGAUACAAUCCUGCAAAAAAAAACAAGACAACAAAAAAAGGAGCAUGGAUGCUUCUUUUUAACGACGGCCACUUUUUGUAUUUUUCUUUUCUUUUCCUCAAGCUACACUCCCAAGUCGGAUGCUUUUUAAGAGGGUCUCCAAUUGGAUAAAGGAGAGAAACAUCAGGUUUGCAAAUCUCGAGCAGAUCGUGCAGAACGCUAAUUAUGCCUGACUACUGUACUGACCAAUGGCGAAGCAGCUGUUAAGUGACGCCCCCUCCUGGCUGACGGGGGAACUGCAGGAACUAACCACUACGAGCAUGCAGGAGGAAGUGUUCGCGCUGACUGGUGUGGACGAGGCGUGUGGGGGGGGGCGGUUCCCUCAUCCAUGUAUCACUGCCUUGUUCGUCAGCAGAGCGAAUUCAAUGACUGUCCACAAAAAAAAGAAACAUUUGUAAUCAUUUUUUCUGUUGUUUUCAGUUAGUGCCUGUUCAUGUACGUUGUGGAGAGUCUCCGGUAUUCACGAGGCUCGUCGAUUUUAUCUGAAUAUACAAUUUAAAACAAUUUAAGUACAAUAUAUUUGUUUAAAAGUGGUUUUAGGGUGUUGUGAAUAGUUAAGUUGUAAAAGAAAUGCUACAUGGUAGUGCAACGUCCUCGACACCGACUGUAGCUGUUUGUCGCUCCGCUUGAAAAGGACAAAAACGAAGAAAAAAAAAAAGACAAAAAAAGUAGGUGAUUUAUUGUGAUGAAUGGUUUAAAGACCGUGUGAUCUUAAAGAGGAGUCGCAGUUCAGAAGUCAGUGUUUACAGUCGUAGUGGGUCGUGGUUCGUGAACAAACCCUUCAGUGAAAGUGUGCUUGAGGGCUGACGGAGGCCGCGCUCGUGGCCCCCCCGAACACAAUCAGCUGACGCGUUGUCUAAAAAAAGACUUUAGCAACCGUGUCACAAAAAAAGGAGAUUUUUUUUUUCUUUUUUUCAUUUAAAAUAGAAGGUAGAGACUUAAAAAAAAGAAAGAAAGCAGUGUCGCUGCCAGGCAAGACUAAACCUGAGAAGUAAGCUGUACUCUUGGGCUUUGGUAUCUUUUAGAUGAGUAGAUUUCCUCUUUUCUUCUUUUUUUUUAUAAGAAAAGAAAAGACAACGGUAGGAGUAAUUAUUAAAACACUAACACAUGCAUAGAUAUCCCAGUAGAAUAUGUGUAGCUUUUGUAAAGACAAAGAAAAAAAAAGCAGACCUUUUUUUGGUUUAUUUUCAUUUUAAGAUGCUUACAGAAAAAGGUUAUCAAUAUAGUUCAAAUGGACUCUAAUGUUUGUGAGCUAAGACUAGUUGGAAUGUCUAUUCAGAGCACUGUGCAAGGUUUGAGUUCCCAAAGUAGUUCUUUUUCGCUGUUUUUCUUUCCUUUCGCUAGACCAAACGCUUUUUUUUUUUCCAAUGGCAGUUGUCACUUUCCGUUGACAUUUUAAGUGUGUAGCUGCGUGACCCGCUCGUUCGACCCCCAUGGAUUAGCAAAUCACCAUCGUGUCGACUAUUGAACCACUGAACUAGUUUGAAAGGAUUUUUUUUUUUUUUUUUGUGAAAACAAACUACUGCUAUAAACUAAAAGAUUUUUUUUAGCAUGAGAUCUUGUGGUUUGAAGGUAUAUUUAUGAGAAACAAGUGAAUGUGAGACGUUAAAUAUGCCCUCACACCGGCUAACGGCCGCUGUUCAUCCGACUAGACGGAACUUGAUGAGGUUUUGUUUUUCUGUAACCACACUUUAAUGUGCAUUAUUGUCUUGAAGUCUUAUUUUUUGUUUGUUUUAGAGCACCUUAUUUGUUUUUGUAGUUGAAGUCCCUUAGUGGUGUCUCCUUUACAGCUACUAUCAAUGCCACCGUGCCUUCUGUUUCAAGCACUUCCUGGUGUAUUUUGUAAAACUCACCAAAAGCACUUAGCCGACAUCUACAGUCUCUCUCUUCUCUCCUGCCACUUCCCGCGUUUGUUUCUUCCUUCCCUCCUUCAUCACAUCAGGGGCCUGUACUACGAAGCGGGAUUUGGGGUUAGCGAGGUAACUUCAGGUUUAACCCUGGGUUUUCAGGACUACGACGGUGGUUCACUUCUUAGCGGCGUACAUCGCCAUGGUAACUUAUGCUGAACAGCUAACCUGCUCCGGAGCAGGUUAUGUUCGAGAUACAGAUCGCCGGGUAUAAAAGCACCGCCCGCUGACCAAUCAGCUCUCUUGGAAAAUGGCAUGCCCUUUCGAAGAGAAUCCAGUGGAGCUCGGUGCGCGGAUCGUGAGAGGAUCCCUCCGAUCUUCUUCUUGUCAUUUUCUUUUCUGUUUGCUGCAAGUAAUGUCAAUGCUAUUUCAUUGUGCUUUUGUAUACUGAUAUCAUCCUAAAACAGAGAGUGAUAGAAACACUAAAGCCUUGUACUUGUUGUACUUCUAAGAUAUGAAAGUGAGCCUACUUACCGCUUUGAAUUAUGUUUUUAUAUUUAUUUUUUAUUUGCUCCCAUGUGCGCCAUACGAAUACAUCUAAGCAACACAUGCAUUUAACAGAAUAGACAACUGUAAUUAUAGUCAGAUCUACUUAUGCCCUAAUGAUGGGGCAGUGAUGUUUAUAUCCCUAUGAACUUACGCAUUUAUACAGUCAGCGAUCUUUUGCCAGCUGUCUUUCCUGCAUUUUGCAGCUGCAACUGUGUUGCUUUUUGCCUGUAUUCUAUGCCUAUACUCAUCAUAUUUCCGUAAAAUUAUUGUUUGCUCUUCGCUACUGAAAUAAGCGGCUCUGACAGCGGACUUCUCCAUGCUUGCGAUUGGUCAUGCGCUGAAAACACCGCCCCUUUUAUGUGCACGCGCUCAUAUCCAGAUUGGAGAAACCUGGGUUGAUAUACCGAGUUGAUAACCACCGUCGUGUGACCGCUUAGCGUGAUUGCAAUUGUCCGGGUUAGUGAAUCUGGAUAAGGAAACGAUAUCCUGGGUAUGUUGAACUUGCUUCGUAGUACAGGCCCCAGCUCAUUUUCGGAGUGUUUUCCUUGUUUACCUGCUGGCCGACCCUCGUCCUCCAGCGGGAAGCUGUUUCCGUGCCAGCUUUCCUCCAGCUCUCCGGGCCCGCCGGGCCUUAAACCGGGCCACUAGGCCUCAUUGUUGCGCUCUAGCCAGGCUAGACUCUCAAAAACGAUCAACUACCUAACCCUGAACGAAAAUGAAGCCUGUACAGGCGGAGGGUUAGGCUAUUUCUGGUCUUAAUUCUAACCCUCAGUAAACCAAAGCCCAACUCUAACACAUCUUCUGAGGUGCCAAAACAUGUCCAAUGUGACACUAAAGUGUGUGAAAGCUUGAGAAGAAAGAAUAAUUCACGGCUGUAUCUGUUACCUCUGAUCUUUUUUCUCUCUCCUUUCCCUGCUCUCUCUUCCUCCGUGUCCCUUUCUCGUCAGUAAACUGUCAAUCUCCAGCACCACUCGAAGGUGACGUGUACUUUCUGGUAUUGAGGCCUUUAUUAGAUUUUUUGAUUUCGGUUCCUGUGGUGUACGUCCAAUGCCGUUGAGAUGGAAAAAUGUUCUUAUAAUGAUAAGUAUUAUUGUUUUUUGGCAUUAAGGUUUAAAAAAAAAAAAAAAAAAAGAGAAACAUGUUGUUGAAUGUUGUACAGAUAGCGCUAGAAAUGUCUUUUUUUUUCUUUUUCUGUUUUUUGUUUGUAAAGAGAGCACAAACCUGAGCAGUGGUCCCUUCACCUCCAGUUUCCUCACGCGAGAUCUUUUCCAGAUUGAAGCGAAGCAUUACUUUAACCCUGGAUUUGUUUAAUCACACAAACACGGGGGGGGUUUUCGGAGUGAGUGACGCCUACUGACGUCAGUCGUGUAUUUGGAAUCAGUAGAAGCUCGUCUGACGGCCGGUGAGGUUCACCUGAACACGUCACGUCACUCUUUGUAAAGAGGCAAAUCUUCUCCAUGAUCCUCAUUGUUGUUCAGAAGUUUUUGCAUUUGUUUUCUAUUUAUUUACAUUUAUGAAAACAGCUUCUGAUCUGAGCUUUCUGCUGAUAGAAUAAGGUAAGAGUUUACUAUCUAACAAGCGUUUCCUUUACUUAGCGUGUUCAUGUGUUCACCUUAACUCCUGUGCGAGGUGGGGGGAGGCCAUGUCGGGUUUGGGCUCUCGUGUAGUUGACUGCCAUUGCAGUGAGGGAAAACUGACCUAACAUAGUAGUGACUCAUAUAACUUUGUGGACAAAUGGAAAAAAAAAUAAUAAUAAUAAAAAUGAAACACAUUAGAAAUAAAUG